UCAAAAAGGAAUCAAUUUUUACUUCACUUUUUAAUAUACUACUUUUGUUUUCAUUGUCCAAAUAAUAAUGGACGCCCUUUUUGCAAAGGGAAAGGAAUUUCUCAGUUCCAAAGAUGACAAAGAAAAUCCCGACCACCGUGACAAGGAAACCUCCGAUGAUGAUCACCGUGAAAAGAGAACUUCCGUCCACCGUGGUGGUGGCGCCAAGACAGCACACAAUGACACAGAAACUUCCGAUGAUGAUCACGGUGAAAAGAAAACUUCCGGCCUCCGUGCAGGUGGCAAGACCCCCGCACACAAUGACGAUACAGAAACUUCCGAUGACCACCAUGAAAAGAAAACUUCCGGCACCCGUGCAGGUGGCAAGACCGCCGCACACAAUGACGAUACAGAAACUUCCGAUGACCACCAUGAAAAGAAAACUUCCGGCACCCGUGCAGGUGGAAAGACCGCCGCCGCAAGCGGCGGUGCUGCUGCUCAUAAUCCCAACGAGCACAAAAAGCCAACAAACUCUGAGCUGAUGGCUAGCGCAAAGCUGAUAGCUGAUGCCGCACAAGCCAAAUUAGGUGGCGGUGGCGGUGGCGGCGCACAAAAAGAAUUUGACAAUGCAAAGCUUGCCGGAGCUGCCGCUGACAUUCUUAGCGCCGCCUCACAUUACGGGAAAUUUGGGGAAGAAGGAAUCGGAAAGUAUAUCGGACAAGCUGAAGAUUAUCUUCACGGUUAUGAGCUCAAAAAUUCCAAAGCCAACAAAGCUGCUGGCACCGGCACCGGUCCCACAUCCAAAAAAGGUUCUAGUACUGCAGCGCACAAGGACGACAAUUCCAGAAAUGAUGAUGAUGGGCACGGAGAGCAUAAACGGAUGCCAAAGAAACAAUCCGGUGAACAUUAUGACCAUGAACGUUCAGAGGAUCGUGAUCAUUCCGGAGGUGGACAUGGCGAACAUAUGAAGAAAGCUGAAGGGAGGUUGAAGAAAAAAUUUGGUGAUAACUCCGAACAUGAACGUUUAGAGGAAGAUGAUUAUCAUGCUGGAGGGUACGACGAGCAUACGACUAAGAGCAAAGGGAUGUCCAAGAAACAAUCUGGUGGUGACCAUGAACGUUCAGAGGAAGUUGAUGAUGAUGAUCACUCCGGAGGUGGGCACGGCGAACAUAUGAAAAAAGCUGAAGGGAGGUUGAAGAAAAAGUUUGGUGACAACUCCGAACAUGAACGUUCAGGAGGUGGAUAUGGCGAGUAUCUGAAAAAAGCUCAAGGAAUGCUUAAGAAAAAGUCCGGUGACGAUGAUGGUUCAGAGAAAGGUGACGGUGAAUCCGAGGGAGGGUACGGUGAGUAUAUCAAGAAAGCUCAAGGAAUGCUUAAGAAAAAGUCCGGUGACGAUGAUGGUUCAGAGAAAGGUGACGGUGAAUCCGAGGGAGGGUACGGUGAGUAUAUCAAGAAAGCUCAAGGAAUGCUUAAGAAAAAAUCAGGUGACGAAGAUGGUCCAGAGAAGGAUGAUGGAGAUUCCGGAGGUGGGUUCGGCGGGGUCAUGAAAGUGGCUCAAGGUAUGUUUAAAAAAGAUUCCAACGACGGCGAUCGUAGCCCCACCGGAGAUUCUACAGAUGAAGGUGAUAAAAAAGGAGACCUCUUUAAAAUGGCUGGAAGUUUCUUCAAGUAAUAAGAAUUAAAAAGCAUUUGAUCAAUUCUUCUCACUUCGUGGGAUUACGGUUAGUUUGCUAUUGUUGUAGCUAUAUAUAGUUCGAUAUCAAUUGUAAUAACGGAAACAUGUAUCGGGUGGCUCGGAGCUGCCAUGCAAUAAUAUAUGUCAAGUAGAAUAGAUCAAUGUACAAUUUUUGAUUA
Nicotiana tabacum (common tobacco) is the source of this 1833-nucleotide messenger RNA. RefSeq lists its product as uncharacterized. The record is from RefSeq and is a predicted model, not a curated record. Lineage: Eukaryota; Viridiplantae; Streptophyta; Magnoliopsida; Solanales; Solanaceae. Gene Ontology annotation, biological process: regulation of abscisic acid biosynthetic process; response to heat.